Molecule: messenger RNA, 1375 nt
Organism: Oryza brachyantha (malo sina)
Lineage: Eukaryota; Viridiplantae; Streptophyta; Magnoliopsida; Poales; Poaceae
Product: ATP synthase mitochondrial F1 complex assembly factor 1
Exons: 4
Coding region: 156-866 (236 amino acids)
Biological process (GO): mitochondrial proton-transporting ATP synthase complex assembly
Cellular component (GO): mitochondrion
Source: RefSeq, a predicted model, not a curated record
CGGCUUUUCUCUUCGGCUCCACACCCUCCGCUGCAGUCUGCAGGCCGUCCAGUGAUCUCCGUGUCAACCCCAAAAGAAACCAAAAAAGAAGGAAAAAAAAAAAACCAAAACCCAUCGCCCGUUCGCCGGCUUGCUCAAUCCACCGAUCUCCGGCGAUGCGGCGGCUACCCCUGCGGCUCCUGCGCUCCGCCGCCACCGCCUCAUCCCGGCGCCCCGCUCUCUCCCGCAGCGGGCCUGCCCCUGCUCCCUCGCCGAGCCCCGCGGCGCCGGCUGCGCUCCCCCGGUGGGCGGCGCCGCGGAGGGGUUACUCGCGGUUCGCGAGCGGGUUCACCCCGCUGCAGCCCAAGCCGCUCAGCUCCAUCCUCGACGUCGAGCGCGCCAAGGGCCUCUCCCCCGAGCACCUCGUCGCCGCCUGGGAUGACUACCACUUGGGAAGAGGUCAUAUAGGUGCAUCUAUGAGCGCAAAGCUUUACCAUCUCAUGGAACAAAGAACAGCUACAUGCCGGCAUUUUGUUAUCCCUUUGUGGAAAGGAAGCGGAUAUACUACCAUGUUCAUGCAAGUCCAGAUGCCACAUAUGAUCUUCACUGGACUUGAGGACUACAAAGCAAGAGGCACUCAAGCAAGCCCAUACUAUACAAUCACUCAUUAUACAGAGUUCGCAGAAACCAAGGAUACAGUACUUAUCCGAGGAGACGUUGUUUUCACCAGUAAACUGACUGAUUCAGAGGCAAAGUGUCUUUUAGAGACUGCCCAUUCAUUCUACCUAAAUGAUGUGAGGUACAGGCUUGUUGAGCGCUUCAACAAAGAACCGCAUGAGUUUGACUUCAAAGAUGUCCUCCAAGUGCUUGAAAUGCCAACCAUUUGACAAUAUUUUAAGACCUCCGAUAGCAAAGCUUCCUGGAGCAUGUCAACCCGAAAUCACUGCCAAUGGUAGACUUUCUUCCCCCAUUUUUGCAGUGGCAAUGUCUUGAUUGAAAUAAAACACUGGGUAACACUGAUAUUGCCAACUUAGCGUUCAUUGGUAGCAAUAGCUCCAUCAGAAAAUUUUGUGGAUGCGUUGGGCAGUUACAACUGCAAGUCCUAGGAGGAAUUCCUUAGCUAUUUUCUGCCGUUUCUUUUGAGCCUCUUGGUUUAGUAUUUGUAUUCUCAUUUUUGUUGAUAAAUUGAUAUUCAAUUACGAUGGUGGAACCGGAGCCUUUCUCUACCCUCACAAACCAUGGCCAAGAAAAUGAGUGGCUGGGUCAUAUUUGUGUAAACUUAAACCUGAAAUCAGCUGCUAUUGUUUUUACUGUUCUGAACAUGACUGAUUUUUGUUAAUCAGAGUACAGUGUAGAUGUGACUUGGGGUUCUUCGAGUGCUCGCAAUUUGCUCAAA